CUGUUUAGCAGAGCAGCCGCAUGGCUUGUGAUCACUUCCUGUACUUCUCUGUACCAUGUGACCAAAUAGUCACAUGGUCUGUGACAUCACCAGGGUCCUUCUACUGGCCAGGAACUAGCCGCUACCCUAGUCGUUACCUAAACAGCAGGGAGGUUCGGUAGGGUAAAGUGCACCUGGUCCUUCUCCCUGAUUGCGGCAGUUGGCGGGAUAAACGGGUACCAGAGGUGACUCUCCAUAAUGUCCGUCUUUCGUUCAGGUGUUCUGGUCCUAACUUCGCCUCUCUCUGCAUUGUCUGUGAGAUUGGCACCUAUUUUGGCUUCUGCGGCAAAGAUUGUCCAAGAUACUCUUUAUGUUCACCUCCAACCAGGACUCUUGCUUACUGGCUCAUCUCAACCCAGCUCCACCUGCAUUCCAGCCACUAACGAAGUUUGCAAGCUAAUUUCUAAACUAUAUUCGGAUGCAGAUGUCUAUUCUAACCUGGAUGUUCGUGUGCUUUUAACCAAUAUUAAAAACCAAAGUAACAGCCAGCAGAUCUUCUCUUCUGUGCAGAACCUCUCCCACCCUCCAGAAGUGGUUCUCACAGACUUUCAGACAAGUGAUGGUGGACAGUACAACCCUGCCAAGCAGCAGCUGGAGCGCUAUGCAACAAACUGUUAUAGUUGUCAUCCAAACUUGAUAUCCAUAUUACUAUAUCCAGAUUAUGAACAAGCAGAUUAUUAUAAGCCUGAAGAACUAAACAGUGGAGGAACGCUACUGCAGUGUCACAGUGAUGUUGUGGUGGGCGGAACAUUUGAUAGGUUGCACAGUGCUCAUAAAAUUCUAUUGAGUGUUUGCGGUUUGCUGUCUGAUAGGCGUCUUCUCAUCGGUGUUGCUGACGGUGAGCUACUGGACAAUAAGAUCCUGAAGGAGUUGAUUGAGCCUUAUGAGAAGAGAGUUAAUAAACUGUCUCAGUUCCUGGUCGAUGUGAAGCCCUCUCUUAUAUACGACAUGGUGCCUAUAUCAGAUCCUUAUGGCCCUUCAAUAACUGAUCCAGACCUGAAAUGUAUUGUGGUCAGUGAAGAGACUCGUAAGGGAGGACUCUCUGUGAACAGGAGGCGUCUAGAAAAUGGGCUCGAAGAACUGGAUGUUCAUGAGAUCAAGCUGGUCACAGAUCCUCAACACUCUAAAAUUGAAGAGGAGAAAAUUAGCUCUUCCAGCCUCAGGAACAGAUUAUUAGGGACCCUGCUGAAAACUCCAACUGUGAACCGCAGUAUCCCAUCUCGGCCUUACAUCAUCGGUUUAACAGGAGGCAGCGGCAGUGGGAAGUCUUCUAUUGCAAAAAGGCUGGAGGUCCUUGGAGCUGCUCUCAUAGAUUGUGAUAAAUUAGGACACCAAAGUUACAGGCCUGGAGGACCAGCAUACCAGCUGGUCAUUGAUGAGUUUGGCUCAGAUAUCCUGUGUCCAGAUGGAACCAUUGACAGGAAAGCUAUUGGCAGCAAAGUCUUUGGAAAUAAGGACCAGUUAAAGCAUCUAACGGAUAUAGUGUGGCCAGCAAUUGCAGCAUUGGCUAAAGAGGCUAUUGAAGAAGCAACUACCAAUGGAAUGCCAGUCUGUGUGAUGGAUGCUGCUGUUUUGCUAGAAGCUGGAUGGGAUAAUAUGGUUCAUGAAAUCUGGACAGUGAUCAUACCAGAAAAAGAAGCGGUGGUGCGCAUAAUGAACAGAGAUGGCGUCACUGAGGAUUCUGCAAAGAACAGAUUGUCCAGCCAGAUGUCUAAUAAUGAGCGGGUAGUUGCAUCAAAUGUGGUUCUUUGUACCCUUUGGGAUCCAGAGAUCACUCAGAUACAGGUUCAGAAAGCAUGGGAUCUUCUCCAGCAAAGGAUCCACUAUAAUGCUUCCAAAGCAAGCCCUGUUUUAACCUAGGAUGAAAAUAGAAGCCCUGUUUUAGAAUAUUGACAUUUUAAACUCCUCACCUUUCACUGUCUGUGUGGUUUUAUUUUUGUUUUUAUGUAUCUCAAAAUGUUUUACGGUCUGAGCACAUUUACACAUUGAUGUGACAAACGUAGGUGAUGCACCAAGUUCCUUACCUUUUCAUAUCUUUGAUCAGUAAAAUUCGAUUUCUGAAUGUAUGAAUGUUUUUUGAUUCCUUAAGUAGUACAUGGGGUAAAAAAAACAACAACAAACAAUGGAACCAAUUUAUGAAACUUUGAGUAUGGAAAGGCAUGGCUAUUGACAGCUGGCUGCUCAUGUAGUAGAACUUGGCACGUGCUUCGUCCUUGUCGGCAGCCACCCUUUUUUUAUUUUGCUCUUUAUUUUGUUCCUAAAAAGAUUUAACAGUUGUGUUUUAAUAAAUAGGAGAAUUGUAUUGAAUUGCUGAUUGUGGAAAUAUAACUGGUUUAAGUGUUGGUUAAUGGAAAAUAAAUGCAGCUGUUAACAAAGGUUGUACAUCUUGUGCAUCUGCCUGCUGAAUAAAAUCUUUGUUAAAUCUGAA
Molecule: messenger RNA, 2467 nt
Organism: Rana temporaria (common frog)
Lineage: Eukaryota; Metazoa; Chordata; Amphibia; Anura; Ranidae
Gene: COASY
Product: Coenzyme A synthase
Exons: 10
Coding region: 238-1899 (553 amino acids)
Biological process (GO): coenzyme A biosynthetic process
Molecular function (GO): dephospho-CoA kinase activity; ATP binding; pantetheine-phosphate adenylyltransferase activity
Source: RefSeq, a predicted model, not a curated record